GGGAGAUCAUCUUGUUGUUGAAGGCGAAAAUUUUCUCUGGAAAAAAAUUCAUGAGAGCACUAGCCUGUAUCCUCUGACAGCCAUGGACAUUCCGUUUCCUAGGCAGAUGGGUAGUAAGAGUACCCACGCACUGAUCCUCCAGCGACACCUUCACGAUCAGAUGAUGUCACAGUCGGAGUUCUGUGAUGUCACACUGGUAGUGGAGAAUGUGGAAAUCAAGGCCCACUGGUGUGUGUUGGUAUCCUGCCCUUACUUCCAGUCUCUCUAUGACAGUGGUCUUGUGGAAAGAUUUUCAGGGACAGUUCAGUUACACAUUGGAAAGCCCACAUCCGUCCGCUCGGCUUUAGAGUUCUUGUAUCUUGGUAAUGCGGAGAUCAGCUAUGAAAAUGUGCAGGAACUUUUAGAGGUGGCUGAUUAUUUCCAGAUCACAGAACUAAAAGGAGCAUGCCAAGACUACCUCUACUCCGUUAACAUCAACACUGACAAUUGUGUACGAAUAUGUCUCAUGUGUAGCCUGUAUGACCUUGACCUAUACACAAGGGCAUUCGAUUUCCUACGAGGAAAUCUACCAGAGGUCAUGCAGAAAGAAGAUAUAUUGUCAUUAACUCAUGAUUCUGUGAUGUCCCUUUUGUCCGACCCGUCUCUGUGUUAUGUGUCUCAGUCAGACUUUUUUCAAUUUAUUGUUCGUUGGGUGCAAUUUGAAGAGGAAAUUAGACUGACCUACUUUGAAGAACUGUUUUGUGCUCUGAACAUUCUCAGUAUUUCAAUGAAGUUCCUUGAUGAAGUAGUAGAGAAACACAAAUUUGUGAACAGCAGUGAAAAAUGUAGAGAUCUGGUGCUCAAUAUGAAAUCAAAAUAUAGUGCUGGACUUGUUGAAGAAGAUUCUGGAACCAGAGAUGUUAUCAUUGUGGCAGGGGGCUGUGGUCACGGACUGUACUUCAACAACCUCUUCCACCUAUUCCCAUUCUCGGAAAGUAUAUCUGUGAGUACUGUUUACGGGUUCAUUGUAAGUGAAGGACGAUGGAUAGAGUUAGCUCCCUUACCCGAGCAGAUGAGAAAGCCAGUGAUCACUUACGAUCCCAGAGGCUACCUGUAUGUGUUCAACACCUCUGAAUCAAACUACGACUCCAUUUUCAUCAUGUAUAAAUACAACAUCGAGGAGAAGACAUGGACAAGCUUUCGGCUCCAAAUACCAGACAGUAUUAAAAAUAUGUUCAUCCAGAAUAUAGUGUCGUGCAACAGUCGUCUGUAUGCAAUUAUCUCAGGUCACAUGCCCACACCAAACAGAACACCGCCAGUGGAGGAAUGGAAUACUGUCCUCCUUGAGGUUAAGGAAGACACAGAAAGUAUAGUUAAGUGCUAUCUGUUCAAGGGUAAUGCCACACACACACAGACCACUUCCCUGGAGGUCAGCAAUCGCCACGUCUGUGUACUGGCAUGGAAACAUGGUUCUAAGGGCAAGAAGAACCCUAGACCGAAAUUCAUCAUGUAUGAUACCGUCUACGAGAAAAGGAUCGACCACUCCAAAGGAGCCUAUUGGGAUAACAUAUUGGUCCCUGUUGAAAAUGACCUUCUUGCUUGUCGGAUGGGUAAAAUCACAGCAAAAAAGUUUUCCUUCAAUGAAAAACGAUGGAAAGCAGUCAAGUCACAAGUGAUCUCACAUUUACCAGAGGAUCCGACCCGCCAGGACUUCUCCUAUCACUCAGAUGGUGCUAACUUUUAUGUGUUUGGUGGAAAAGAUUCCUCGACAAAGAAACUUCUUGAUUCUGCUUUCAUGUUCAAUUUUGAGAGUAGAAAGUGGGCCAAGCUUGAGAACAUGCCACAGGCACUGAUGCAGAGUGCCACAUGCCAUGUGAAGAUGCCAGCAGACCAUGUUCGAUGCCACAUCAGCUGCCCACAUUGUGUUUACCACACACGUAAGAGUCAGGCAGUGUACGACGUCGAGUGUCCAUUUGAGGAGGGUGAUGAUGACACAGAUUGUGAUUAUUCAUACGACGACGAAGACGACUUCGCGUCGGAUCACUGGGAGGACUACUUCGACUAUUACGAUCCGUACCAGGACUGGUACUGACUUCCUCUCCUUACACUGAGAAUUGACUCCCUUCCUUACACCGUAAGGAUUGACUCCCCUCCUUACACCGUGAGAAUUGACUCCCCUCCUUACAAUGUGAGAAUUGACUCCCCUCCUUACACCGUAAGGAUUGACUCCCCUCAUAACACCGUGAGAAUCGACUCCCCUCCUUACAAUGUGAGGAUCAACUCCCCUCCUUACACUGUGAGGAUCGACUCCCCUCCUUACACUGUGAGGAUUGACUCCCCUCCUUACACUGUGAGGAUUGACUAUUACAAUCCGUACCAGGACUGGUACUAAUAAGUUGCUCCUGUACAUGUGCUUUACAUCGAUUUAAACUGUAUGAUAUAUGGUCAUAGUUACUUCAGACCAUUUGGUUAUUCCAAAUAUUUCAUUAACAGAUCUAGAUCAAAGAAUUUAGAUAUUCAGAGCUAUGAUUGUACUACAGGCCUUUUUGUCCAGCAAUUAACCAACCCAUGCUAGCUGUUUUCAGACAACUGUAAUUUACUGUUAUAUUAUAAGCCCACCCCCUGACUGAGUUAGAAGUUAUGUCGCCUGGUGUGAAUUACAGGAUAACUACGGUAUACUAAUUCUACUAUUGUUGCAUGAGAUAAAGGCUAAUACAGGGAAAUAAGAACACGAUAUGUCGCUCAUUUAUAAUUUAUGUUUUUACGUUUGUUCUUUUUUUUUCGCUGUUUGCAUUGAUACAUAUUGUGUCUGUCACAUCAAAUUUUCUUAAAUGUAAUUUAUUGAUAAAAAACUUUAUGAUACUGUAAUUCAGGAAUUGUUGUAAAAACUAUUGAACUAGUGGAGGUUUUUAUUCAUUAUAAACUCAUUUUCAAAUGUCCAUGUUUUUCAUUGUACAAUCUAGAUCUAUUAUGCCAAUUGAUGCACACAUUUUUAAAGCAACAAUCAUCUUUCUGAAAAGUGAAUUUUGUCAUAUAAGUACUGUCAAUGUGUGUCAUGUAAUUCUUUUUUCUAGUUUUGUUUUUAAAUUUCUUUCUUUUGUCCCUGAUUAUAUGGCUAAGCCUCUCUAGUCUCUAGAUCUAUUGUCAAGACUUUACUGUGACUUCUGUAUACAGAAUAUUAUCAGACUUUGAAAUACAAUUUCUCAGUCCAUAUAGAUGUCAACCAUCCCAGAUUACGCGGGAAUCGAAGGCACCGGAAAAUAACUUGCAGCAUAAUGCAUGCUAGUUAAUCCAGAGCCUUAACAAGGUGAAUAGCUAGCUUGUCAGAAUAACGGGGAAAAUUAGUUGUGUUGUAAAUCUAUCUUCAGGAUCCAUCCAUCUGUAAUCUUUUAAAAAAAAAGAUUUCAAAUACAAAUAUUUGCUGUGUUUUUAUAUGAUUCAAUGAUUUCCUCCAUUACAAGAAAUAAUAUAAAUUACAUUGAAGAACAAUUUUCUGUUCAUUAUCAUUUAGAAAGCAUUCUAAUUAGACAACUUUGAAGAUAUCAGAGGUGUUACGUUUUAACAAUCAUGAAUCGGCUUUUAGAAAAGUGAAGGUUGUGGUCACAUUCCUGACAGUACAUUUAGUUCCAGAAUGUUGAAAAAGUUGAUGAAACACUCAUUGUAGAAGUGUUUUAAGCAGUAUUAGAAGUAUAUUCUGUACUCUUAUGAUUCCACGCCAGUUUUCAUAUGUUAAUAAUAUAUAUAUAACCUUCAUUAAUUUCAGUAGUUAUGAAGUUUAAAUUUAUUUUCAUGUAAGAUUUAAAAAAUAUUAUUUCAUCAGUCGAUCUUCAUAAAGAUAAAACCCACUAAAAUGAUAUCCAUACAGAUUACUGAAGAUCUUUUCAUUUCAAAACAAUGGAAAAAAUGUGUUUAAAUAGGAAAAAAUAGUCUUCUGAGCCCUAGAACAAUUUGAAUAACUCAUUUUAGAUACCUCUGAACUAAACACCUUCAAGGAAUGUGAGACAAGUUAUCACGGGAAACUUGACGUAUUGACAAUGUAUAUAUUUUGAAUGUUUACAUUUUUGCAUAUUUGUGGUUUAUAUGUCGGUAUGACUUCAGAUCAUAGAGUGAUGUUAAUAAAAAAACAGGAAACAUCU
Messenger RNA from Pecten maximus, 4115 nucleotides. RefSeq names its product kelch-like protein 11. Gene Ontology annotation, molecular function: protein binding. The transcript has 4 exons. NCBI's taxonomy places the organism in Eukaryota, Metazoa, Mollusca, Bivalvia, Pectinida, Pectinidae. Bases 83 to 2071 code for a protein of 662 amino acids. The record is from RefSeq and is a predicted model, not a curated record.